AUAUUGGGAGCCACCUCCUUGGUCAUCGUCUUCCCCUGACAUUCAGGACGUAGCGUUCUCUCUCACUCUAAACCGUUUCUCUCUCCUUCGGCGACCUUCUCAGGUCACCGUCUUGAGUCACAAACAUGGCGGAUGGAUCACAACAUCUGUCAGUAUUUCAGAAGAUACACGGGCAAUCUUACCUUGUUUCUAGGCUUUCCCCCAAUAUGCACCCCAUGAAUUAUAGUGCAAGUAGUGCUUAUGUCAAUGGUGGUUUGCUGAGUUCCCUGCAGCCAGCAUCCCAGGCUACCGGCUUGGCACAAUUUUCACCUCUGUCUCCUGUGUUUGUACAAGCUCCAUCCGAGAAAGGUGUUAAGGGUUUUCUUGUGGAUUUUCUCAUGGGAGGAGUUUCUGCUGCUGUUUCCAAGACAGCAGCCGCUCCAAUUGAACGUGUUAAGCUCCUAAUUCAAAAUCAGGAUGAGAUGAUCAAGGCUGGUCGAUUGAGUGAACCAUACAAGGGAAUUGGUGACUGCUUUGGGCGAACUGUUAGGGAAGAAGGUGUCCUUGCUCUUUGGAGAGGAAACACUGCUAAUGUUAUUAGAUACUUCCCCACCCAGGCCUUGAAUUUUGCUUUCAAGGACUACUUCAAGAGCCUUUUCAACUUCAAGAAAGACAAAGAUGGGUACUGGAAGUGGUUUGCUGGUAACUUGGCAUCAGGUGGUGCUGCUGGUGCUUCAUCUCUUCUAUUUGUCUAUUCCCUAGACUUUGCCCGAACACGUUUGGCUAACGAUGCAAAGGCUGCAAAAAAGGGUGGUGAGAGGCAGUUUAAUGGUUUGGUCGAUGUUUACAAGAAAACCAUCAAAUCUGAUGGUGUUGCUGGGCUUUAUCGUGGAUUCAACAUCUCAUGUGUUGGAAUCAUAGUUUACCGUGGUCUCUAUUUUGGAAUGUAUGAUUCUCUGAAGCCUGUGGUUCUUGUUGGUGGGUUGCAGGAUAGUUUUCUUGCUAGUUUCUUGCUGGGAUGGGGAAUCACAAUAGGUGCCGGACUGGCUUCUUAUCCCAUUGAUACAGUACGUAGAAGGAUGAUGAUGACCUCUGGAGAAGCUGUUAAAUAUAAGAGCUCUUUGGAUGCCUUUAAUCAAAUUCUCCAGAAAGAGGGUGCUAAAUCACUCUUCAAGGGUGCUGGUGCAAACAUUUUGCGUGCCGUUGCAGGUGCUGGUGUGCUUGCAGGUUACGACAAGUUGCAGCUCAUAGUGCUCGGCAAGAAAUAUGGAUCUGGUGGUGGUUAAUAUGGCACAAGUUAUGGUGAUGAAGAUGAUGAUGAUGAGUGUGCCUUCUUCAAGAGUUGAAUAAUUUUGGUGAACAAUAGUGCCAGUAUUUAGGGAUUUGAUAUUAGAAAUUAUAGUUCUGAAAAACAUUACUUGAAUUUUGAAUGUUUGUUAUCUGUGCUUGAGCACCUCCAAUGUGUAGUUUCUGUUUCUUUUGAUGGAGAAUAAUUAGUAUCCGUUCGGAUACAGCUGCCAGAUUUGGCGUUUUGGCUUUUUU
This is a messenger RNA of Quercus lobata, 1521 nucleotides long. It is a transcript of the gene AAC3, whose product is annotated as ADP/ATP carrier 3. The transcript has 4 exons. Bases 126 to 1265 code for a protein of 379 amino acids. Gene Ontology annotation, biological process: mitochondrial ATP transmembrane transport; mitochondrial ADP transmembrane transport. Gene Ontology annotation, molecular function: ATP:ADP antiporter activity. Gene Ontology annotation, cellular component: mitochondrial inner membrane. The record is from RefSeq and is a predicted model, not a curated record. Lineage: Eukaryota; Viridiplantae; Streptophyta; Magnoliopsida; Fagales; Fagaceae.